UAUUAAUCUGUGGUAAUUACGAAUUGUGUUUAUUCUUUAGAAUUUCUCUAAUCUGUCUUGUUUGUCUCCGAUAAUUGUCAUAUGUUUGAUAAGAAAUAAAUAGAAAUAGUUAUAAAAAAAAGCAAAACAGACAAUUAAAAUUAAAGCAUCGAAUGAAGUCUACAAAAUAAAAAUGAGUAAGAAAGCUAUAUCUUUUGGUAAAAUCAGUCUCAAUCUAAAUAAAAGCCUCGACACUAACCAAAACAAAGAUGAACCGUCAACCACUGGAUUUGGGACUUUCGGGCGCACACCCAUACAAGAGCAUAAGGAAAUUGAAGAAAUAGCUGAAGACUUGGAAAACCAGCAUGUGCAACAGGUUAUGGGCAUUAAAAAUUUCGGUAAGAAAGCGAAGAACUUCAACAUUGAAGAAAUGAUGGAGCAAGCCAGAAAAACAGCUUCUGAAGUGAAUAAGAGGAAACUUGAAACUGAAGACGUCAGUAAACCUGUGGAAACCCCGGAAAAACCUGAGAGUGAUGAUGAGGACUUGAUAGGUCCACCUUUACCACCAGGAAUGAGUCCAGAUGUACAAGCUACACCAGAGACAAGCAAACAGACAGACUCUGAUAAAAAUAAAGAAGAUAAGAGUGGUGAAGACAGUUAUGAUGAAUUGAGUGGAUCUGAUGAUGAAGAGUUAAGCCUGGAGAAAAGGAUACCUUAUACUCAUGAGGUGGAAAUGCAGCAUGGUACAAAAGCAGUGGUUGCACUGGCUGUGGAUCCUUCUGGUGCCAGAUUAGCAACUGGAUCUAUUGAUUAUGAUGUCUCGUUCUGGGAUUUUGCUGGUAUGGACUCGUCUCUCCGCUCCUUCCGCACCCUGCAACCAUGCGAGAACCAUCCAAUAAAAGCGCUACAGUACUCUGCCACCGGGGACUCCAUCCUGGUGGUGAGCGGUUCAGCUCAAGCAAAAGUUCUGGAUCGGGACGGAUUCGAAGUGCUCGAGUGUGUCAAAGGAGACCAGUACAUAACGGAUAUGGCAAGAACAAAAGGUCACACCGCCUCACUGAACAGCGGUUGCUGGCACCCACACAUCCGGGAAGAAUUCAUGACAUGCUCCCAAGAUGGCACACUCCGAUUGUGGCUUACAGAAAACCCGAAGCAACAUAAAGCAGUCAUCAAACCGCGCCAGCAAGGCGGUCUCAAGACUAGUCCGACCACUUGCGUCUUCUCGCGGGAUGGCAACACUGUAGCAUGCGGCUGCUACGACGGCUCCAUACAAAUGUGGGACCACAGAAGGAACUUUGUCAAUACAACAUUACUACUCAGAGAUGCGCAUCAAAAACAGUCGGAAAUCUCGAGUAUAGCGUACUCUUACUUAGGAUCGUAUUUGGCCACUAGAGGUAAUGACGACACAUUAAAGUUAUGGGAUCUGAGAAAUUUCAAGAAACCAUUAAAGGUGUUUGACAACUUGUUUUCGAGAUACGAACAGACCGACUGCUCUUUCAGUCCAGAUGACACCAUGGUGUUCACCGGAGAGUCGUUGCAGAAGGGGCAAGACGCUGGAAGGUUAUUGUUCUACAAUACAAAGACAUACGAAGAAGUUAUGCAUAUAGAUGUAACCAAGUCGCACGUGAUAAAAAGCAUAUGGCACCCGAAAUUGAACCAAAUAUUCGUUGGAUGCGGCAACGGAGUAGUCAAGUGUUAUUACGAUCAGAAACGAAGCUUGAGAGGUGCGAAACUGUGUGUGGUUAAAGUUCACAGGAAGAAACAUUCAGUUGAAGUCGUUAGCUCUCAGCAGAUCAUAACUCCUCACGCCUUACCACUCUUCAGGCAGGAAAAGUUACGUACAAGCAAGAAAAAGAUGGAGAAAGACCGGUUGGACCCUGUCAAGUCUAGACGGCCAGAUUUACCCAUUACGUCCGGUCAGGGUGGUAGAGUUGCUGCUUCUGGGAGCACGCUGAGCUCUUUCGUUAUUAGGAAUUUAGGGUUAAGUAAAAGGGUCGACGACGAACAAGACCCAAGGGAGGCCAUUUUGAAAUAUGCAAAGGAGGCAGAGGAAAAUCCCUUCUGGGUUGCGCCGGCGUAUAAGAAAACACAACCACAAACUAUAUUCCAGUAUAAUGAGGAAGGUGAGGACGGCCCGUCAGACGCUAAGAAGCAAAAGCAGACGUAGAAUUAUUUAAAUAAAUUUAUUUAUAUAUUAA
Messenger RNA from Galleria mellonella (greater wax moth), 2177 nucleotides. Its product is annotated as gastrulation defective protein 1 homolog. The transcript is spliced from 4 exons. Gene Ontology annotation, molecular function: protein binding. Gene Ontology annotation, cellular component: nucleus; site of double-strand break. Lineage: Eukaryota; Metazoa; Arthropoda; Insecta; Lepidoptera; Pyralidae. Gene Ontology annotation, biological process: regulation of DNA double-strand break processing. The record is from RefSeq and is a predicted model, not a curated record. The coding region runs from base 173 to 2146 and encodes 657 amino acids.